GCCUUUCCAUUGAAGUCACUGUCUUGGAAGAGCAGCCCCCUGGCACCCAAGUGGUAAACCUCCGAACCGAGAGGCCCUUAGACUACGACAGCAUGGUCUACAGCUUUGGAAAUACAGUCUCAAGUUUCGACCUGGACUCAACUACGGGUGAAAUCACAACUGCUGAGCCUCUGGACAGAGAGACUAAGGACAGCCAUUACAUCGUCGUUUCUGCAUCAGACCCCGAGUCUGGCAUCUUCUCAUCGGUUGUGGCAGAAAUUACAGUUCAUGUGGGGGACAUCAACGACAAUUCUCCAGUGCUGUCUCAGACGGAAUACCAGGGACGCGUACCGGAACACGCUGACGAGGGACAACUUGUAGUCUUGAAUGACAUCGGGAUUGUCGCGACAGACGCGGACAUUGGGGAUAAUGGUCGCAUCACCUUCGAGCUACAUUGUUGCCACGACCUCUUUCAAAUAGAUCCGGAAACAGCCGAAAUUCGCACGGCUGACAACUCGUCUUUCUUGGAUCGUGAAACCGUUCCUGUGUACGAUCUGAUUGUAAUCGCCCGAGAUAACCCCACAAACACUACGUUGCACCGUGAAAGUAGUGCCACGGUCACAAUUGAUCUUAUGGACAUCAACGACAACCGUCCGAUUUUUCAGAACGGUUCCCAACUUACUGUAUCAAUUCCGGAGGAUGAAGGCCGUGGCUUUAGUGUCGCCACGAUAACUGCUGCGGACGCGGAUUCGGGUAGCAAUAGUCGCAUAUUUUACACCAUAAAUUCGGGUAGUGACGGUAAAUUCACAAUCAGUCCCACGUCCGGUGUACUCAGUCUUGCCAGUGAACUUGAUCGUGAAGUCAAGUCAAUGUACCAAAUUUCGAUUAGCGCCAGCGACGGCGGAAGUCCAUCAUUGACAAGUGAAGAUGCGUUUCUCGCACAUGUCACCGUUCUGGACGUUAACGAUAACAAGCCGGAAUUCUUGCAAAACAUAUAUUACAUCACCAUUGAUGAAGAGAGUGGCAUCGGCAAGAUCGUCGCAAAUGUAACAGCUUGGGAUGCUGAUGAAGGCUUAAAUGCCCAAGUUAGAUACACAAUGUUUAAUUGCGCGCCCCAAUUUUCCAUCGAUAACACUACGGGGUCUUUGUAUGUCCAAUCACGGCUUGAUUAUGACAAUACUGCAGUUUUGAGGUCGUAUAGUUGUGAUAUCAGCGCGACAGAUGGAAAGUAUACUUCUACUGCCCUCGUUCAAGUGGAGGUGCGGGACAUCAAUGAUAACAGCCCCGAGUUUGGAACACAAGACGGUUAUUCCACACAGCUUCUGUAUAAUGAAAACCAGGAUUUCCCUGCUAUAGUAGCGGCAAUUGAUGCAACAGACACGGACAGUGGAAGUAAUGGGGACAUAACAUUUAGCAUUUACAAUAGCAGUUGCAGUGAAAGUGUGACUGCCAAUUUCACUGUUGAUGAAUCUACCGGGAUCAUUCGGUUACAUGGCAUAAUUGUAAUAGGUCAGCCUUUCCCAUCGUGGUGUGAUAUGACAGUGGUUGCGACUGAUCGUGGCGUUCCGAGUUUAAGCAGCAGUACGACGGUCUCAGUAGAAAUUUCGAAACCAACUGAUGUCACAUCUAAAGUUACCUUCGGUGAUACCGCAUUUGAUGGAUUCGUCGUCGAAAACAUAAACACUGUGCAGAAUAUUGUCCAAGUCAAUGCGACCGCAGUUGGGACGGGUGAUUGUGAAGCUAUACUGCAAUACGAAUUCGCAUCAUGGCAGACUGAAGACUUUGAAUUCACCAUCGACAACACAACCGGAGACGUCAGCUCACGCAAUGUAACAUUUGACAGAGAACUCAAGGCCACGUACGCGUUUGCGGUCAUCGCGGCAAACAACUGCACGGGAGACAGCAAACGAUUCGAUUACACCUCGGUGAUAGUGCACGUCAAUGACACGAACGACGAACAGCCAGCCUUUUCACGCCCCGAGUACAGUCUGCAGGUGGAGGAGGGAAUGUUGUCUGGGCUCGUGGUCGGGAGAGUGACAGCAGAAGAUCGCGAUGAAGGGUCCAACGGUGCGAUCACCUACAGUAUCAGCGGUGAUGGCGGUGAAUACUUCGCAAUUGAUGACAGCGGGACAAUCACGACAAAAGAGCCCCUGGAUAGAGAGAACAUUACUCAAUAUCAGAUAUCCGUGAUGGUACGUACAACCCCUUGCUCUAUUUCAGUCUACAGGACGUUCAGGGAAGAUAUGUAUGUUUAUCAUACAAUCUAUAUAGAAUGCAACAUGGUGUAUUCCGUAUCACCAGAGGUACCAGCCUGACCGAGGAU
This is a messenger RNA of Branchiostoma floridae (Florida lancelet), 2302 nucleotides long. RefSeq names its product cadherin EGF LAG seven-pass G-type receptor 1-like. Lineage: Eukaryota; Metazoa; Chordata; Leptocardii; Amphioxiformes; Branchiostomatidae. The transcript is spliced from 7 exons. Bases 93 to 2294 code for a protein of 733 amino acids. Gene Ontology annotation, biological process: homophilic cell-cell adhesion. The record is from RefSeq and is a predicted model, not a curated record. Gene Ontology annotation, cellular component: catenin complex; plasma membrane. Gene Ontology annotation, molecular function: calcium ion binding; cadherin binding.